AUGUAUCCAAAACCACGAAGAACAUCCAGCAAGUCGAAAGAAGACCGACAACGUCUUAUCCGACGUUUAGAUAGAGAUUUGAAGAAUUUAGAAACAAAGAGAAAGAAAGACCAAGAGAAGUUGAAUCAAGUUGUUAGACCCUCCAAGAGAGAGAAUUACAUCCGACACGAAUUAUUACCGCGAGCUAACUCUGACGAAUCAGUAUCGGACAUUCACAAAGAAUACGACGACUACACAACACCACCGGACACACCACCGGCAGCACCCUCGACAGCACCCACUGAAGUGCCCGAGCCUGAAUCAACACCCUCGACGACACCCACCAAAGUGCCCGAGCCCGAUCGAACAUUCGAGCAGUCAACACAGACUACGCCUGAGCAACAAAACAUUUUUCAAGCAGCAUACAACCACUUCAAAGGUACAUUCACCAACCCCAUCUACAGUGACGACGAACGACCAAGUUUCCUGUCCAGCUUCACAGACUUCACCAGACCAGCACCAUUUUUGCCAUACCGGCCGAUCUUCACAACACCAAUAUAUCCCACAUUUGCUUCCAACAUCUACCGAAGCCCGCUAUCAGCAAGACCUUUCAAACACGCUUUCGACUUCAACGCGCCAACAAGACAACAACUCGACUUCAUCAAUUACAGUCACACUCCGAUAUACCCAGUCAACAGCAGUAAAGACGAACAACCCGAAUCAUCCAAUAGUCAAGCACUCGACGUCAACACCUCACACCGAACUGCCGAACAGCUACAAUCAUCCAAAAACAACGAGAUCGAUGAACCAAUCGUCGAUGACAACAAUCUUCCACAACAACCACAAUCACCACACAACUAUACAUUCGAAGAACUCUUUGACAAUUUAGAAGAACAACCACAACCAAAACAACAUAACUCCGACAAAUAUGUCGACAACAAGUUCAAACACCAUCUUCCUAAAAUCAACACCGGCAAGCAACCCGACACCGACGACGACGUCGAUGACACACCAGAAAACAAUCCCAACAUAGAAGAAAAAACAGAGAAGAGUCCACUAAAUAACAACAACAUUUCACCACCACCUUCCUCUUACACCAACUUUGCUGUUGACCCCGACAACCCCUUGCUACAAAUCACCUUAGGACUCCACAGUGACAACUUGACAAAACAACCUCGACAAUACCGACAUUACUACCAACAGCAAAUGCAGUCACUACCGCCGUCGCCAACAUACAUGUCGGAAGACACGUCUCCUAUCCACUAUUUCAUGGUCUGA
Selaginella moellendorffii is the source of this 1257-nucleotide messenger RNA. RefSeq lists its product as uncharacterized. NCBI's taxonomy places the organism in Eukaryota, Viridiplantae, Streptophyta, Lycopodiopsida, Selaginellales, Selaginellaceae. The coding region runs from base 1 to 1257 and encodes 418 amino acids. The record is from RefSeq and is a predicted model, not a curated record. The transcript has a single exon.